CGUUCCACGGGCCUCGCUCUUUCUUUGUUACCUGUUGAUAUGCACCUGCUGGCUUCACAAGACUUCAGGUAUGGUAGAAAACGUAAGCAGUGACAACAAAGACUACGAUUGGUCAAUAUUUUGGUGGGACAAAGACGUCUGUGUUUUGAGCAUGCGUCAGCGGCCCGUCCAGGUGAGUUAGCUGUGCACACAUAGAACACACGACUUUCUUAUCCGUUUAAUGAACCUCAUGAAGUGAAUAUGUUACGGAGGACGGUCUUCUUCGUAGUCGUGACGGAAUCAGCAGACCGGACGAGAGUGGCUUAAACUAAAGCGAGGCGCAGGUCUCACGCCAGUUACGCACCAGGUAACCUGAUGACCUCUUUGAUUUUAAUCUUAUUUACUCCUGCUUACCUGGCGUCUGUCGUAGGUUUACAUUGAGCUGAAUUAGACCAAACAUUCACACCUUGUUUUCCUUGAUUUACAGAUAUCAGACAGCGACAACAUGAAGUGGAAGAAACUUCUGCCCCUCUUCCUCGUCUUCAUGGCGUUCCUGUUUUUCGGGGCCUGGAUUUUUAAGACGCUGGAGGAGACAUAUUACGUGCCGGGGGAGAUCCAGAUCGCACGUGACAUUGAGGCCAUCAUAGUGGCUGUAGCCAGGCAGGUCAACAGUAGUGUGUCUGAAGAAGAGAUUCGGGCUCACAUCCAGGACGUACGGGCAGGGAGGCUACCGAUAUCCCAAAAUGGCACGGCGACUGAACCGUACCGCAUGGACUACUUCGACGCCUGGUUCUUCUGUAUCACGUUCAUCACCACUAUAGGGUACGGCUACAUCACGCCCAGGACUGUGGGAGGCAAGGUUGGUUCGGAACUUUGUUUGUUUGUUUAUUCUAGCUUCUUGUUCUGCAUCGUGUACGCGUUUCUGGGGAUCCCCGUGACGCUGAUCAUGCUGACGGCUAUAGGACGGAAACUGGGAGACACGAAUAGGUGGGUGGAGAAGAAAGUGCAAAAGAAGUUACCGAACCAUCCGGGGCGGAUCCGACUCGUGACCAUCCUCAUCGUUGUGCUGACUAGUGUCGGCAUCUUCUUCUUCGUGCCGGCCAUCAUCUUCACCAUCGUGGAGGGCUGGAACUUCCUGGACUCGCUGUACUACUGCUUCAUCACGCUCAGCACCGUGGGCUUCGGCGACUUCGUCUCCAGCGUCAACCACCAGUCGUCUUCAUACUUCGGCUUCGUGCUGUACAAGGUGAUCGUGUUCCUGUGGAUCAUGGUCGGCCUGUGCUUCGUCGCCGCUGUGUUCGACCUGAUCCAGGAGGGACUGAGAGGCCUGAAGACUCGGGUCAACAGAAACAUGAAGGACCUGAGCGUGGACCAGUUCGGUCACCUGGUCAGCAGGAUACACGUGGAGGGAGGAAAGGGUCUGGACAAGAUCACCGAGAUCACCAAGAGCAAGAGGGAGCGCGCGAGGGAGACCAUCUCGAGGAAGAACAAGAACCCGGACGAGGAAACCGCCACUGAUGGCACGCCUGGUAGUUACACUCCCCAAGAAUGGUGAUAUGUUAGGCUCUCACUUUGUAGCCUCCAUAGCAAGCUCUCUGGGCCUUUUUCGUCUUUGUUACAAUAAAAG
Messenger RNA from Branchiostoma floridae (Florida lancelet), 1606 nucleotides. Its product is annotated as potassium channel subfamily K member 2-like. The record is from RefSeq and is a predicted model, not a curated record. Lineage: Eukaryota; Metazoa; Chordata; Leptocardii; Amphioxiformes; Branchiostomatidae. Gene Ontology annotation, biological process: potassium ion transmembrane transport; stabilization of membrane potential. The transcript is spliced from 5 exons. Gene Ontology annotation, molecular function: potassium ion leak channel activity. Bases 485 to 1534 code for a protein of 349 amino acids. Gene Ontology annotation, cellular component: membrane.